GAGGCCGGAUUUGUUACAAGGUAACUGGGCAUGGCGGGACAAGCGACGACAUGGAUGGCGGCGCCGACGAUGGCGCCAACGAAGAUGUCGAUGAUGGCGAUGACGGCCAUGUUGAUGCUCCCCAGUGUUGAAGGAUUCUCCUCUCCUGUCCUCCGAGCUCCCGGGAGGAUGGGACUGUCCGCGCAACUUGCUUUGUCCAAAGCAGGCCCGUCUCGUAUCAGUGCGUCCAAGCUCAGGAUGCAGGAGAACCCAGAAAAGGGUGGUGAGAAUGACUCGGGUAUCAGGCAGCUCCUUGGAGUGAGGGGAGGAUCCACGACCGCAGACAAGUGGAAGAUCAGAGUUCAGCUGAUGAAGCCUGUCACUUGGGUCCCUCUCAUCUGGGGUGUCGCUUGUGGAGCAGCAGCCUCGGGCAAAUACCAUUCGAUCUGGGAUGGAGCUUCUUUCAGUGAAUGGAGCACCGACUUUGUCAAGGCCCUGGUCUGCAUGGUCUUGGCAGGCCCCCUCCUUACCGGCUAUACGCAAACGAUUAAUGAUUGGUAUGAUCGUGAGAUCGAUGCCAUAAACGAGCCAAAUAGGCCUAUCCCUUCCGGAGCCAUCAGCGAGAACGAAGUCAUUGCUCAGAUCUGGGCUCUCCUCCUUGGAGGGCUGGGCCUGGCUUACGGCCUGGACGUGUGGGCAGGGCAUGAAUGGCCCUCUGUCCUGGCUCUUGCCAUCGGUGGAUCUUUCAUCUCUUACAUCUACUCUGCUCCUCCUCUCAAGCUCAAGCAGAGCGGAUGGAUCGGCAACUACGCUCUCGGCUCUUCUUACAUCGCGCUGCCAUGGUGGUGCGGGCAGGUGUUUUUCAACCAGGCUUCCUUCAACCCGACUGUUGCUAUCUUGACCAUCCUCUACUCUUGGGCUGGUCUCGGCAUCGCCAUCGUGAACGACUUCAAGUCAAUCGAGGGUGACCGCGAGUUGGGGCUUCAGUCUCUCCCAGUACAGUUCGGAGUUGACACUGCCAAGUGGAUCUGCGUUGGGUCCAUCGACUUCACUCAGCUCGGCGUCGCCGGUUACCUCGCGUCCAUCGGGGAGACUAACUACGCGCUGGUCCUGCUCGGCCUCAUCCUCCCCCAGAUCUACUUGCAGUUCACCACCUUCCUUAAGGACCCGAUCGCCAACGAUGUCAAGUAUCAGGCGGCUGCUCAGCCCUUCCUCGUGCUGGGCAUCCUCACUACCGCCCUCGCAUGCGGUCACCACACCUGGACUUGAGCUCUUCGACCCUCUACCCGAUCACUGUAGAACCCGCCAGGUUGCCGCAAAGUCAAUCAAUCAGUCAGCAACGGUAGAACUCACAAAACCAAGUACCG
Guillardia theta CCMP2712 is the source of this 1346-nucleotide messenger RNA. It is a transcript of the gene CHLG, whose product is annotated as Chl synthetase. The coding region runs from base 31 to 1248 and encodes 405 amino acids. The transcript has 14 exons. NCBI's taxonomy places the organism in Eukaryota, Cryptophyceae, Pyrenomonadales, Geminigeraceae. The record is from RefSeq and is a predicted model, not a curated record. Gene Ontology annotation, molecular function: chlorophyll synthetase activity. Gene Ontology annotation, biological process: chlorophyll biosynthetic process. Gene Ontology annotation, cellular component: membrane.